Messenger RNA from Phragmites australis (common reed), 1524 nucleotides. RefSeq lists its product as uncharacterized. The record is from RefSeq and is a predicted model, not a curated record. The transcript is spliced from 2 exons. Bases 323 to 1108 code for a protein of 261 amino acids. Lineage: Eukaryota; Viridiplantae; Streptophyta; Magnoliopsida; Poales; Poaceae.
ACCACAAGCGCUUUAUAUUUUCUGAGCCGAGAUGCUUUCUCCCUUCUCUCACCACUUCCAUGGGCGCAACGCAAAUAUCUAUAGUCCAUAGAAAGAACCAUUUGAUUAGGUAGGAGUAGGAGACCACCGAUCGUUAUUCGAUUCUCACUAGCUAGCUGCUGCUCCUUUGCUUUCUCGCCCCAACGACCUAACAUCAUAAGACGGCGUUCUUGCUUAAAAACAUCCCAUUUUGGUUGAUCGUUAGUACCGUAGCCGGCCGAGGAGCUGUGUUGUCGACGUGAAGUGGUGAAGGUGUGUGCUGUGAGUUCACGCAGGUGCAGGGAUGCAUCCGCAGAUGAUAUAUCAUGCAGAUGAGAGGGCGAGGAAGAUGGAGUUGGCGGCGGCAGAGAGGCAGAUGGGCUGCUCUUGCUCUCCCUUGGGCAGGAUCAUAUCUCGAGUGAUCAUGAGAUGCAAUGGGCGUGAAGGCCACGUCAGGAACGACGAGAGGUUGGACUUGGAUUACGCCAUGGCGUACCCGUCCGCGCAGACAUGCUACGUGCGCCCAACAGCGCGCACCGUCACCUUCACCACCAACAACCACCAGCCUGCCAACGCUCGCAUCCAUACGAUCCCGCCGGAGCCACUGCGGUCGCACGCGAUCACUCUGCCCGGCACGCCGUUCCCUGCCUCGGGAGCCCCUCCGCCAGCAGGCGCCGGCAAACCACGCAAGUCCAAGAAGAAGAAGCGCGUCCGGUUCACCCCGGCGGGGCCGGUGCCCGUGGACGCGCCAGCACCGCACGCCGCCCACGUGCCCCAGCAUGCUGCGGCAGCGGCGAGCAGCGGCCCCACUGCAGCAGACAGUGUCUACCACCACUGUGCAGCGGAGCCGUCGUACUCCCCGGCGCCACCGGCGCACGAGCAGGGACACGGGUACGGCCGGUACGCACCGUCGCCUUUGCCGCGGUGGGAGAUGCUGGGCACGCCGAGGCGUCACGAGUACUUCUCCGGCGAGUACCGAUGGUACUACCCGACGCCGGUGCGUGAGGUCAUCUACAGCAUCGCCACCGACGCCAACCGGCUCACCACCAUCUUCAGCGAGGAGAACCCCAACGCGUGCACCAUCGUCUGAACAUUCAGUUGUAAGAGAAUUGCGUGUGGGGGUGGGUAGGGGAAGCACUGUACCUCCAAAAUUUCUUAAGCCCCACCUUUAAAGGAUAUAAUCAUACCACGAUUGUAAUGCAUGUAAUCCCGUUGAGCCUAGUUCUUUACUGUUUUUCUUUCUUUAGUGCAGAAAUAACACGCCAUGCAACGUGUGCAUGUGCACAUCUUGGCUUAGUUUUCGGUUAGUUAGAUCAGGCCGUUGUAGGAGUUCGUGGGAUGGCACGAUUUCAGCUCAUGCAGCGGCAAACAUAGUGACGUACGGGUGGACGUGGGAUGGCACGGCCGCAAUAUCCAUUCCUAGCUAUUUUUUCGUUCGUUUUCAGUUGUAAGCAAAACGGUAUUGACCGUAUAAAUAAGAGGAGAAAGAGAAAAGGCAGCAAGCAA